Messenger RNA from Trifolium pratense (red clover), 1078 nucleotides. RefSeq lists its product as uncharacterized. The record is from RefSeq and is a predicted model, not a curated record. Lineage: Eukaryota; Viridiplantae; Streptophyta; Magnoliopsida; Fabales; Fabaceae. The coding region runs from base 427 to 915 and encodes 162 amino acids. The transcript is spliced from 2 exons.
UUCAUCCAAAAUUCAUAAUAAACUCAUCUUCAACCAAUUAUCCCUUCCGAGAAUUCAUCUUCUCACCCAACAAAAAACCAUAACAAAAAAAAAUCAAAUUUCUCCAUAUUUCACCCCCUCUUCUAUUAGAAUAAAACUAAAUGAAUAAUCAUAUUUUCCAAAAUCAACAAAAGAAGUUCAAGAGAUAAAGAGAGCAGAAAGUUCAAAAAAAUCAGAUCCGAGAUUUAUUUGUUUACUUUAAACUUGUUAUUGUGAUAAUUAGAGAGGAGAAAUGAUUGACUCAAACAUGGAAGAAAACUCAUUAUUUACAAGCUUUGUCUAACUUCUCUAGCUCAAUUGCAUCUUCACAAAACAAUUUACCAAGGUCGAUAGUUGGUAAAGUGGUUGUUGUUGAUACAAGAACAAGGUCUUGAUUUAGUGGAAGAUAUGUGGAACUUUUCUUUGCCAACUUUUACCAAUUAUCGACCUAUUUGUUCACAACCUUCAUGGGGACUGUUAGGACAACGAGUGACACUUUCAGGGACGAAAGUGACUGUUUACUCGAUUAAAGAUUAUCAAGGGCAAACUCACUAUGAAGAAGAUAAAAUUGAGCAGGUUUUCAUUGACCACUUCCAACACCUCUUUUCCCACCAGGACACUAAAGACAUCCAGGAGGCAGUGAAAGUAGUAGAAGGUAAGAUUACACAGGAUAUGCAUCAGCUCUUGAAUGAAAGUUAUACAAAGGAAAAGGUGUAUCUAGCAAUGAAAGACUUAAAACCUCUGGCUGCCCUUGGACCUGAUGGGCUUCCUGCCCAGUUCUACCACAAUUAUUGGGAUAUUAUUGGCAUUGAUAUCCUCCAUAUAGGGCUAAACAUUCUCAACAAUCAAGGAGACCCUAGCUGUAAGACCCGUAAUUUCACAGUUUAUUUUGUGUAAGGAAAAUAAAUAUUGGAUAAAAGUUUUAGGGUUUUUGUUUAAGUCGUUUUGUAAGUAUCGUUGUAAUAGCGGCAUUUUUGCUGAGUUUAAGUCUGUUUUGUACUCGUGCGCUGAAAAGGCACAGACUUUUGGGCUGUAAUCCUCUUUUAUGUAUGAGAAGGUU